AUGUUUGCACAUUGCAGCAGCCCGAUAUGGCGGGUUGACGACUUAUCUGCAUGCUUCCAGGCAGACUAUCUCCAAACCCUCUUUCCAUUGCUAGCAUGUGCGGUAUCUCUUUUGCUUCUACUUCACCAAUUCCUUUGGCAAAGGACGAUACGAUUUCACAACCGAUCUCGAGAUCUCCUUGUUGAUACCAGCGAGGACGAGGAGGAUGAGGACGAGUCCGGCAACGGAGAUGACGAUAGCCUUGCCAGGCUGACGUUGCAAAAGACAUAUUCUCAUGGGGGUCACUCAACGAAGGAUGUCAAUAAACCUACUGGUGAGGUUUUCAUGGUCACAUUGGAAUUCCUCCUGUUGUCGGCACAAGUCGCCGUAAAUGUUGUCGCCCUUUUGAACACAUCGGACCGAAAAAGGAGGACUUUGACAACAGAGACCGCCGUGUGGACAUAUCUUCUGGUCAUCGCUGGAGCACGUCUGGUCUCAUCAGCAACAAGGUGGCAAUGUCCCCUUAAAGGCCUCUGGAACCACAGUUCAGCACUGUACAUCGUCCAAUGGCUUUGCCAAGUUUGGGUGUUCCGUUCUGUUCUUGUUCACCGCCCUGGACGGUCGUCUCUGAUCCUGACAAUAGUAUCGUUUGCGAUCACGUGUCUGCUUGUCGUACUCGCUCUCACGGCUCGAAAGGGAAACAAGGGUGUUUUGUUGGAGUACGAAGGAGACAUUGAGCCAUCUCGAGAACCCCUCGCCAGCGUCCUGUCUCUGGCCACCUUUACUUGGGUCGAUCCCAUCGUAUGGAGAGGAUUCAAGAAGACAUUGGAGCUUGCUGAUGUUUGGAAUCUGGCAUUGGAAGAUAAGGCAGAGACUGUACUGGCUCAGUUCCGACAGAUUCGAAAGACUCACUCGCUGGCUGUUCGGCUACUCCUGCACUUUAAAUCUCAGAUCUUGAUACAAGGUGCGUGGUGUAUGCUGGCCAGCGUUUUCAUGUUUCUUCCAACUCUGCUCCUCAAGGCUGUUCUGGAGUAUCUCGAAAACACAGACACAGUUCCUGUUAGUGCUGCGUGGCUGUAUGUCAUACUUCUUUUCGCCACGGGAGCUGUACAAGCAGUUGGGGAUGGGCAAGGUCUGUGGAUCGGUCGAAGAAUUUGCAUUCAGUUACGUGCUAUCAUCAUUGGGGAGAUAUAUUCCAAGACCUUGAGACGAAAGGCGGCGGCAACCGCGGAUACAAAGCUUGGAGAAGAAGCCAAUCCAACGAAGGGAAGUUUUUGGGCAAAGGUCUGGUCACUAUGCAGUGGAAGAGGUCGAAAGCAGCAGAAUGAUGCCUCGAACACCAUUUCUACGAAGACCACCGGGUCUCAAGCGAACAAUGGCACUAUCAUCAACCUGAUGUCCAUCGAUUCCUUCAAAGUGGCCGAAGUCUGUUCUUAUCUCCAUUUUCUCUGGGCAGCGGUACCUGUCCAGCUUGUUAUGGCCGUCAGCUUGCUAUACAACGUCCUCGGGUACAGUUCUUUCGUUGGAAUAUUCGUGAUGAUACUUAUUUUACCACUCAACCUCUAUAUCGCACAUUCCUUUCAAGCAGCACAGAAACGGAUCAUGGCAGCCACGGAUGGCCGAAUUCACGUCACCAAUGAAGUUCUCCAAAACAUCAGAAUCAUCAAAUACUUCGCCUGGGAGCAGCGUUUCCAGAACAAUGUCAAUGAGAAAAGACAAGUCGAGCUAUCUGCCCUGUGGCGCAAAUACGUUUUGUGGGCAUCCGCAGCUACCAUCUGGAGUGGUGUCCCAAUCCUAAUCACCUUCGUCUCUUUUCUCAUGUACACGCGAGUCGAGCAGCGGCCGCUGGUGCCGUCUGUCGCGUUCCCAGCCUUAUCGAUGUUCUCUCUACUACGCAUUCCACUAGACCAGCUUGCCGAUAUGGUAGCUCACGUCCAAGAGUCCAAGGUUUCGGUUGAUCGAGUGGAACAGUUUCUAAAGGAAGCGGAAACGGAGAAAUAUUUGCAAUUGCGCCAGAGCAGACGUAGAAGUCUCCCGACCACCCGGAUUGCGCUUGAGAAUGCCACCUUGACUUGGGGAACAACCAGCGAGGAUGCAACAGAGGCAUUCAGACUUAUCAACAUGACCGUUGAGUUCUCUAUCGGCCAGUUGAAUGUCAUCGCCGGACCGACGGGAGCUGGCAAGACCUCUCUUUUGAUGGCCCUGCUAGGGGAAAUGCAACUGCUCAACGGCGCUGUCUACAUCCCGGGCGGAUCUGCACGACAAGAUCUGCGCCCGGACCCCGUGACGGGGUUGACUGAGAGUGUGGCAUAUUGCGCUCAGCAGGCAUGGCUGGUCAAUGCUACAAUCAAAGAGAACAUCCUGUUUGCCAGCCCUUACGAUGAAGAUCGCUACCACGAGGUCAUUUCAAUUUGUGCUCUGGAACGUGAUCUGGAGAUACUUGAUGCCGGUGAUCAAACUCUGGUUGGCGAAAAGGGGAUCACACUGUCAGGAGGUCAAAAACAAAGAAUAUCGCUUGCGCGAGCGAUUUAUUCGAACUCGAAGCAUAUACUUCUCGACGACUGUCUUAGUGCCGUCGAUGCUCACACGGCCAAGCACAUCUUCGAAGAGGCUCUAACCGGAGACCUGAUGGCUCACCGGACUUGCAUUUUGGUCUCGCACAACGUGGCACUCACGGUCCCACUUGCGAGUUGGGUCGUCGUCCUGGACAAUGGUAAGAUCGUGUCUCAAGGGACGGCGCAAGAAAUUAUCGAAAGCGGUACACUCGGGGAUGAACUAUUCAAGUCACAUCCUGUAUCAAGAGCAAACUCCAGACCGCCGUCUCGCACUCCGUCGAACCUCGAAGAAGAGCGAUCACACUUAUCUGGAAGAACUACGAACGGUACAGCAACCCCAGGUGGGAAGGCCAACAUCAGAACCAGAUCGAAGAUGAACAAGCCCGACAAACAAUUUGUCGACCACCGGCUUGAAGCAAAAGCCACAGGAAGCGUGAAAUGGUCAACAAUACAGAUGUACCUGAAGGCGAUGGGCCCUUGGUAUUACUGGAUUUUCGCGGCGUGGGGAUUCAUAGCUACACAAUUGGGUUCGGUCGCGACAAACCUGUGGAUCAGACAGUGGGCAAAUGCCUACCACGUCCGUGGCGUGCAUACGACACACGCAGCGGUAAAUGCUUUUCAGGAUGUGAAAUCUGUGGGAGCAGCAUCAAAAUUUGGAGGCUCGUUUGUUCAAAUGCCGCAGACAGCGCCUACAUCCAGCAUAUCCUGGGUUUUCAAGUCAUUAUAUGAUGUCGACGAUGGCUACUACCUGGGGAUAUAUGCGCUAAUUGGGGUCCUGUAUGUGUUUAUUUGCUUUUCCCGGGAAAUCAUACUGUUCUGGGGUUCUCGCCGCGCUUCCUGGUGCCUUCACGAGAGAUUGUUGACGAGCAUUCUUCGCGCCAAAUUUCGCUUUUUCGAUUCGACGCCGUUGGGCCAACUAACCAAUCGAUUCUCCAAAGACAUUCAGGCUCUAGACCAGGAAGUUGCUCCUGUGGCUAUUGGCAUGCUGCACAGCGCCGCUGCCGUGCUUACGAUUGUGGUGCUGAUCUCUAUCAUCACUCCAGGCUUCCUCAUCCCCGGCGUUUUCAUCACCAUCAUGUACGUGAUAACCGGACUUCUCUACAUCCGCUCGUCCCGCGACUUGAAGCGAAUCGAAGCAGUUCAACGAAGCCCUCUGUUCCAACAUUUCGGGGAGACAUUGAGUGGAGUGGUCACGAUUCGAGCCUACGGGGACGAGUCGAGAUUCAUCGAAGACAGCCAACUGAAGGUCAACACACAUAACCGUCCAUUCAUCUACUUGUGGGCCACUAACAGAUGGCUCGCGUUUCGGAUUGACAUUGCUGGGGCACUGGUGUCUUUCUUCUCCGCCAUGUUCGUGGUUACUAAUGCUGACCGCAUUGACCCUGGUGCGGCGGGGUUGGCCCUAUCUUAUGCCAUCACCUUCACCCAAAACGUCUUGUGGUUGGUGCGCCUAUACGCUGCCAAUGAACAGAACAUGAACGCCGUCGAACGAAUACAAGAAUAUAUCAACGUCGAGCAAGAAGCGCCUGCUAACGUCCCGGAGACCAAACCUGCUGCAAAUUGGCCCAGCCACGGAGUUGUCGAGUUCAUCGGAUACAGCACAAGAUACCGCCCGGAUCUGGAACCUGUGCUGAGAAACGUGACUUUCAAGAUUGAAGCAGGGCACAAAGUUGGGAUUGUUGGGAGGACUGGUGCCGGCAAGAGCUCACUCGCCCUUGCUUUGUUCCGAGGCCUGGAGGCCGAGGAGGGUAAGAUCCUGAUUGAUGAUGUCGAUAUCGGACUUAUUGGGCUCCAAGACUUGCGCGAGGCCAUCACAAUCGUCCCCCAGGAUCCCACGCUGUUUUCCGGCACGCUCAGGACCAAUCUGGACCCAUUUGAACUCUUCACCGAUGAAGAGAUAUUUACCGCUCUUAGACGAGUCCAACUCAUUUCAGGGGCUCAUAGUGGGUCUGAGGGAUCCGGUGCAACGACACCACUUGAGGCCUCUAGCCGAUCACCAACGGUUCGAGAGGGUUCAAGUCCGUCCCAAAGUCAUGUCUCGUUGUCAGCGAAAGGGACAAUGAAGUCCGACUCGACUCUCGUCCAGAUUGCCAGCAACAGCAAGGAAAACAAAAACAUAUUCCGGGACUUGUCGUCCCCGGUCGCUGAAUCUGGCUCGAACCUGUCCCAAGGUCAACGACAGCUUCUGUGUCUGGCUCGGGCAUUACUGAAAUCACCAAAAGUGCUGGUGAUGGACGAAGCAACUGCAUCGAUCGACUAUGCGACCGACUCGAAGAUCCAGGACACUCUGCGAGAGCUCCACAACAACACCAUUUUGACCAUCGCCCACCGACUGCAGACCAUUAUUGAUUACGAUCGAGUCUUGGUGCUUGAUCACGGAGAGGUGGUGGAAUACGCCGACCCCUGGGAACUGAUACGCAGGGAAGAUGGUCAUUUCAGAGCCAUGUGUCAGACAAGCGGCGACUUCGACACAUUGUAUGAACUCGCAAAGAAAGCGUGGCAGGACAACCGAUUGAUUGAUGAUUCUUGA
Molecule: messenger RNA, 5064 nt
Organism: Fonsecaea erecta
Lineage: Eukaryota; Fungi; Ascomycota; Eurotiomycetes; Chaetothyriales; Herpotrichiellaceae
Exons: 4
Coding region: 1-5064 (1687 amino acids)
Biological process (GO): transmembrane transport
Cellular component (GO): fungal-type vacuole membrane; fungal-type vacuole
Molecular function (GO): ATP hydrolysis activity; ABC-type peptide transporter activity; ATP binding
Source: RefSeq, a predicted model, not a curated record